This is a messenger RNA of Parasteatoda tepidariorum (common house spider), 1986 nucleotides long. It is a transcript of the gene Rbbp5, whose product is annotated as retinoblastoma binding protein 5. Gene Ontology annotation, cellular component: Set1C/COMPASS complex. Gene Ontology annotation, molecular function: protein binding. NCBI's taxonomy places the organism in Eukaryota, Metazoa, Arthropoda, Arachnida, Araneae, Theridiidae. The record is from RefSeq and is a predicted model, not a curated record.
AAAAAAUAUCAAACUUUAACUGUAACUCAUAAGUUUAAGCUCAAUGUUUGUUUAUUUUUAAGUUUCAAAAGUAAUUUCGAAAGUUUAUGAAUUUCUUUUCAUAUGGGAAAGCUUUAAGAUUACAAGUUUAAGAAUAUCAUGACAAUUAAUGAAGAUGCAAUCGUGAAAUGAUAAUAAUUAUUGUUUCACUAGGUUUCUGAUAUUUUUUUCUCAUACCGAUUUAUGAGUAACUUUCUUUAAAAAGACACAUAUUUAUUUAAAUUGAUGUGUCAAUAUAGAUAAUAUUUGAAAAAAGUAUUGUAAUAACAUUACAUAUAAUAAUUGUCAGCAUGAAUCUGGAACUUUUAGAAUCUUUUGGGCAGAAUUAUCCAGAGGAAUUUGAUGGAUCCUUGGAUUGCAUCAGUCUUGCAGUAACAUGCGCUUUCAACAAACAUGGCACACUGCUUGCAGUAGGUUGUAAUGAUGGACGAAUAGUUUUGUGGGAUUUUUUAACUCGUGGAAUAGCUAAGAUCAUCUGUGCCCAUAUCCAUCCUGUCUGUUCCUUAAGCUGGAGUAGAACUGGCCAUAAAUUGCUAAGUGCCUCAACGGAUAAUACUGUAUCCAUAUGGGACGUUCUCAGUGCUGAAUGUGAUUACAGAUAUAGAUUUCAAUCACCAAUUCUUAAAGUUCAGUUUCAUCCUAGAAAUGAUAAAUUGUUAUUAGUUUGCCCUAUGAAACAUGCUGCCAUAUUGGUUCAGGUGGAUGAAACUCACUCAAUUGUACCUUUAGAUGAUGAGUCUGAUUUGAAUAUUGUAGCUUCAUUUGAUAGAAAAGGGCACCAUAUAUACACUGGAAAUGCUAAAGGAAAGAUCUUAGCUUUAUCUGUGCCUGAAUUAAAGUUGAAGGCUUCUUUUAGAGUUACAACUGGUACAUCAAAUACUACCUCUAUAAAAUCUAUUGAAUUUGCCAGAAGAGGAGACUAUUUUCUUGUUAAUGCUGCAGAUAGAAUUAUUAGGGUUUAUGGUAGUCGAGAAGUUCUUGCUUGUGGUAAAGAUGGUGAACCAGAACCUAUGCAGAAAUUACAAGAUCUUGUGAACAAAACUAUGUGGAAAAAAUGUUGUUUUUCUGGUGAUGGGGAAUAUAUAUGUGCCGGAUCGGCACGGCAACAUUCUCUCUAUAUUUGGGAAAAAAGUAUUGGAAAUUUAGUGAAAAUUCUUCAUGGCACAAAGGGAGAGUUACUUCUGGAUGUAGUUUGGCACCCAGUUCGACCUAUAAUUGCGUCAAUAUCUAGUGGUGUAGUUUCUAUUUGGGCUCAACCUCAAGUGGAAAAUUGGAGUGCAUUUGCCCCUGAUUUUAAGGAACUUGAUGAAAACGUUGAGUAUGAAGAGAGAGAAAGUGAAUUUGAUAUUGAAGAUGAGGAUAAAAGUCCACAACUUCAUGCUGAAAAGCAGGAUGAAGAUGAAAUUGUUGAUGUUGUUACAAUAGAGCCAAUUGCCGCUUUUUGUAGCAGCGACGAAGAAUCAUCUGAUACUGCUGCUCUUCUCUAUCUUCCUAUCUCACCAGAAAUUGAUGACCCUGAAGAAGGAUGGGGCCACACUACUGACAUUGCAGAAGAUGCUCCUUCUAAAAGGUCAACUAAUGAUCAAAAUGCAUCUAAAAAGAAACGUACUAAAGUAGUUGAUAUGAUCCUUGAAAAUGCACCAAAAGAUGAAAUACAUCCUUUAUUAAGUUCAAAAUCAAAGGACAAAGUAAAUCAGCAAACUAAGAAAGUUGGGAAGUCCCGACAACACCGUACAAAUUCUAAUUCAGAAAAUAAACCUUCUCAUAGAUCAAAGCAUAGCAACAAAAAGGAAAAAGUAGACUACUAUGGCUGGAAAGAUAAUAUGGACUAACUUCAAUCUGCUGUUUACAUCAAAAUUCAAAUGUAGAUAAUCAUGAAAGAAUCAUUACACAUUUUUCUUUUAAAUUUGUAAUUUUAUUUAUAAAUAAACUCUCAUUUUUUUUUUA